ACGUUUGCAAAGUGAUAUAGGAAUCACGGGGAACAUAUCGUCUUGAUUCCCAGAAUGACUCUAAAUUUGUGGACGUUAGUUUUCUGUGUUCUGAUGUACGGACCUGUGACGGAGGCCUGUCUUAGUGUCUGUAGCUGUUAUAGGAUUCCUUCAUGUAAUGGGACGUUUGUAAACUGUCAUAAUAAAGGGUUAAUUAAAGUACCUACCAACAUCCCCACAGAUACGUGCAACAUAGAUCUUGGAUCGAAUCAGAUAACCACACUUGGGGACAACGCCUUCUACGGUUUGUCAAACUUAACGCGACUGGGGUUACGUGACAACGAGAUAACCAAUAUUCAGACCAAUGCUUUCAAUGGUUUGCCAAAUUUACAGGACCUAGAUCUUCAACAGAAUCGGAUAAACACCUUAGGAGACAAUGCCUUCGACAGUUUGUCAAAUUUAGAUACACUAUGGUUAAAUUUCAACAAGAUAACCACUAUUCAGACCAAUACCUUUAAUGGUUUGCCAAAUUUACAGAAACUAUAUCUAAACGGAAACAUAAUCACUACGAUACCGCACAAUGCCUUCGCCAGCUUACACAAUUUAAAUCUCCUAUUGUUAGAUUCCAACAAGAUAAGCAUAAUUCAGAGCAAUGCCUUUCAUGGUUUAACAAAUUUGCAGGAACUGUACAUUGAUAAUAAUACCAUUACCAUAUUGGACAAAGAUAUUUUCCUGGGACUUUCAAAAUUGGAGAUUCUAGAUUUAAAUAAUAAUCCUCUGCACUGUGGUUGCAUCUUAGCCGAUUUUGUCAGGUUUUCCCAAUCAAGAAACUUGACGUUAGGAUUUUUAUCUGAACCGAAAUGUUCAACUCCCAGUAAAUUGAAGGGAGUAUUGUUGCAGGAUCUCUCCUCAGAGGACAUGAAUUGUGACGUCACUACAGCAACAGCACCAGUAAAGGAAACGACAGGUAAAAUGGUUAUUUUACUUAAGUAG
Molecule: messenger RNA, 972 nt
Organism: Saccostrea cuccullata (small rock oyster)
Lineage: Eukaryota; Metazoa; Mollusca; Bivalvia; Ostreida; Ostreidae
Product: carboxypeptidase N subunit 2-like
Exons: 9
Coding region: 55-972 (305 amino acids)
Molecular function (GO): protein binding
Source: RefSeq, a predicted model, not a curated record